AUGUUGACUCCGACCGAAAAUGCUGCUGCAAUGUGUGCAGCCAAGCUGAAGAGACGUGUGGAGGCCACCACUACUCCAGAAGUGUUGGCUUCCCAGUCUGCUCCGAGUCGACCCUCCCGACAAUCCAAGGUCACAGCACUGAAAAAUCAAGUUUGGAUGCCAGACAAGAAGACACGAAAGCGGGCCGCAUCGAGCACGGCUGAGCCUGAACACGCCAAGCAGGCACGAACCUCGGGCCCAAAAAAUACUGACCCUGUGAACAGAAAACGGAAGAGCAGUGUUCCACAGCCAGCGGCGCAACUUUUCGAGUCUGACUCAGACGACUUCAAGGUUGAUGGAAGCGAUGGCGCCGAAUCUGAUUCUGGAGCCGAGUCAGACGACAAACUCGACGAAUCAGAUGAUGACAGUAUUCUGGGACUCAUUGGUGACAAGCUAAAGGCUACCCUAGACUAUGAGCGUCCUCAAAUUACUACACAUAACGACGACAGCCGCAGUGCAGCUUCAUCAUUCAGCUCAAUCCCCCCUAGUACAUCACCGGACUCUGACAAUGACGACCCCGUUCGUACCAUGGACUCUGCUGCGGAGGAUAUAGGGCCCGGGAACAGUCAGCUUACUAACAUGAAGAAAUCCGGCCCUCGCUAUCGCUCUUCCAAGCUGAAAGAGACCAGUAAGGCCAAUCAGAAAGGGGCGCUGUCAAAAGGAAGUAAAUACCUGAAGCAAAGAGAACAAGAGAAACCAACUUGGUGCACGCCAGACAAGGUUGAUGACACCACCAGUGGGCCACCUGCAGAUGACGAAGCAGUGUCAGCGCGGUCUAUUCGUUCACGCGAAGAUGACUGGUUGCCUUCUUGUCGCAUCGUAUAUAGCAGUUCCGGUAAGGUCAAUUUAACCGAGCAGCAACCUCACAUCCAGGACUUGCUGCAGGCCUCGAUUACCUGCCUUCACGAGCACAUCCUCUUCGAAAAUGCGUACUUGGACCUCCAGCAAAGGAGGAAAAUUAUGGCUGACAUACUCUUGUCAUGUGCGAAAGAUGGAGAGGAAUUUGUAGAUGUGAGAAAACGGCUUACGAAGGAUGCGAACCUGAAGGUCGUAUUGGCACCAUUUGCGGGAACGUCAGGAAGGUUGCGCAAGCACAUGUGGCAAGCCACUAUGCAUCAGUAA
Molecule: messenger RNA, 1161 nt
Organism: Suillus fuscotomentosus
Lineage: Eukaryota; Fungi; Basidiomycota; Agaricomycetes; Boletales; Suillaceae
Exons: 8
Coding region: 1-1161 (386 amino acids)
Source: RefSeq, a predicted model, not a curated record